AUGGACGGCCCGGCGUCGUCGUCCUUCAACGGCCAUUCUCAACGUCGCAAACUCGUCAAGAAACCCCCCUCCCACACGUACACUCGCUCCUCCUCGGGUCUCGACGACUCUCGCUCGCUCGGCAGCAGAAGCAGCUCCCAAAGCCUUCGACGAGCACCCAGUGCGCCCCCCGUCCGAUCCUCCGUUGCAAACACCUCGAGCAGCUCGUCGCCAAGACAUCCGACCGCCUCGCAGUGGCCGUCGAAUGCCUCUUCUUCCGUCGCCCCGGGGGACCUUCUUGCUGCCUCCAACCUGACCACCAGCAGCCCCGCCCUCGCGCAGCGUCCUCCAAACCGCCUCUCCGACUCGCUCCCUCGCCGUCACAGCAGAGAUCCCUCCGACGACCUCCUGGGCGCGCCUUUUGACGGUGCUGCCAUCCUGAGCCGCAUCGAGUCUACAAAGUAUACUCUCCCGCGAGACUCUGCCCAGCGAUCACCAGCGUCCCCCCCACUCGCCAGGUCCCUCACUGGCACGCGAAUCGUGAGCCCCGCGCUCCGAGCCUCACAGAGCUUCAGCAACAUGGAGCCCGUCGUGACGGAGAAAAUCCAGGGCGGCAGAGCACCUGAUGGCGCAGCAGCGACGCCGAAGCGGUAUUCCGACGAGGGAAAGGAGUCGAAGCCGCCCAUGAUUCGCAAGAAGUCGGGUUUCUCCGGUUUCGUCACCAGUUUGGUCGGCUCACAAAAGAAGCCCACCAUUUCAGCCCCAGAGAAUCCGGUUCAUGUCACUCAUGUGGGAUACGACAGUACCACUGGACAAUUUACUGGCCUGCCCAAGGAAUGGCAACGCUUGAUAAACGAAAGCGGCAUUCCCGAGAAGGAGAGACGAGAAAACCCUCAGACCAUGGUGGACAUUCUUCAAUUUUACAAGGAAACGACCGAGCGCCCGCCCGAGGAUCAAAUUCUGGAGAAAUUCCACCACGCCGGACCGACAGAAAAUCGUUCACAUAACACACCGGCCUCGCCAAACAUGUACCCCGCGAAUUACAUGGGAAGUUUUGAGAAUCCUCGAGCGCCUCCACCUGUGCCAGCUUCGAGGAAUCAUGGUAGAGACAUGAUGCCAAGCCGGCCCGCUCCCAAGCCGCCGGUCAGCAUAAACAACCGGUCCAUGCCGUCGAGUGUGUAUCCCACCAAGGACUCUGGUAUCGGUCUAUCCCAACAAUCCGACGAUUACUCCCCGCAGUCAAAGGACAAUGCGCCCAUGCUGCCCGAGGAGCACCGGUCAAGAUCCAACUCUCGUGCCAACGGUCAAUCGCCGUACGGCCCCUCGACCCCGCUACCUGGUCAGACGACUGUGCAAGUUGCCGCGUAUCAGCAGCAGCAACUUGUACAACAACAGCAUGAACAGGCCUUGGCGCAGGCCCAAGCGGCAAUGUCCGGACACGUUGGCCGGGCUCCCAGCAAGAGACAACCACAGCACCAGGCGCCGGUGCCAGGCCCCCAUCAGGCGGCCGCCUACGCUCGACCUGCCGAUGCGAACGGACACUCGAACGCUUCACGCCAGCAGGCAGGUCCGGGUGCGGUAGCUGGCGCCAGACCCAGACAAAGGGCCCGCCAAAGCAACGGCAUUGAUGUGAUUGCGUCGCUCAAAAGAAUUUGCAGCGAGGGCGAUCCGCGGGAAGUCUUUCGCGGCUUCACAAAGAUUGGCCAGGGCGCUUCUGGCGGUGUCUUUACAGGCUACGAGAGGGGCACCAACCGACUUGUCGCCAUCAAGCAGAUGAAUCUGGAGCAGCAACCGAAAAAGGACCUGAUUAUUAACGAAAUCCUGGUCAUGAAGGACAGCUCACAUCCCAAUAUCGUCAACUUCAUCGAUAGCUACCUCUGCGCAGGAGAACUGUGGGUGGUCAUGGAGUUCAUGGAAGGAGGCAGCCUGACAGACGUCGUCACCUUUAACAUCAUGACUGAAGGACAAAUUGCAUCUGUGUGCCGGGAGACCCUCAAGGGCCUUCAACAUUUGCAUUCCAAGGGCGUGAUCCAUCGCGAUAUCAAGUCGGACAACAUCUUGCUAUCUAACGAGGGCAGCAUCAAGCUCACCGACUUUGGGUUUUGCGCCACCAUCAACGAGGCGCAGAACAAACGAACAACCAUGGUUGGCACGCCUUACUGGAUGGCCCCGGAGGUUGUAACGAGGAAAGAGUACGGGCGCAAAGUAGACAUCUGGUCGCUGGGAAUCAUGGCCAUUGAAAUGAUCGAGGGCGAACCUCCAUAUCUAACCGAGUCGCCACUUCGAGCGCUGUGGCUCAUUGCCACCAACGGAACGCCGCAGAUCAAGAGUCCGGACGAGCUCUCGCCUGUGUUCAGGGACUUCCUCCACUUUGCUCUAAAGGUAGACCCCGAGAAGAGAGCGAGCGCGCACGAUCUUUUAAGGCACGAGUUCAUGAAACAGUGCGUAGAUCUAGGCCAACUGGCUCCCCUCGUGCGAGCCGCCAGAGAACAAAGAGCUCAGGAAAAGGCACGAAAGCAAUAA
Messenger RNA from Metarhizium album ARSEF 1941, 2502 nucleotides. Its product is annotated as ste20-like protein. NCBI's taxonomy places the organism in Eukaryota, Fungi, Ascomycota, Sordariomycetes, Hypocreales, Clavicipitaceae. Gene Ontology annotation, molecular function: protein serine/threonine kinase activity; ATP binding. The transcript has 5 exons. Gene Ontology annotation, cellular component: cytoplasm. The record is from RefSeq and is a predicted model, not a curated record. Gene Ontology annotation, biological process: protein phosphorylation; regulation of MAPK cascade; intracellular signal transduction. Bases 1 to 2502 code for a protein of 833 amino acids.